CGGGCAGCCGCAGGUGGGGAUCGAGCCCCGGAGUCCCCGAGCCCCCCGGCCCGCAGCGCCCAGGAUGCCCCGCGGGGACUCGGAGCAGGUGCGCUACUGCGCGCGCUUCUCCUACCUCUGGCUCAAGUUCUCGCUCGUCAUCUACUCCACCGUCUUCUGGCUGUUCGGGGCCCUGGUGCUGUCCGUGGGCAUCUACUCGGAGGUGGAGCGGCAGAAAUACAAAACCCUGGAAAGUGCCUUUCUGGCCCCCGCCAUCAUCCUCAUCCUCCUGGGGGUGGUCAUGUUCGUCGUGUCCUUUGUGGGCGUGCUGGCAUCCCUCCGAGACAACCUCUGCCUUCUCCAGUCGUUUAUGUAUGUCCUUGGGAUUUGCCUCAUCAUCGAGCUCAUUGGCGGCGUGGUGGCCUUGACCUUCCGGAGCCAGACCAUCGACUUCCUGAAUGACAACAUCCGGAGAGGAAUCGUCAACUACUACGACGACCUGGACUUCAAGAACAUCAUGGACUUUGUUCAGAAGAAGUUCAAGUGCUGUGGCGGGGAGGAUUACCGAGACUGGAGCAAGAACCAGUACCAUGACUGCGACGCCCCAGGACCCCUGGCCUGCGGGGUGCCCUACACCUGCUGCUUCAAGAACACGACAGAGGUUGUCAACACCAUGUGCGGCUACAGAACCAUCGACAAGGAGCGUCUCAGCGUGCAGGACACCAUCUACGUGCGCGGCUGCACCAACGCGGUGCUCAUCUGGUUCAUGGACAACUACACCAUUAUGGCUGGCCUCCUGCUGGGCAUCCUGCUCCCCCAGUUCCUGGGCGUGCUGCUGACGUUCCUGUACAUCACCCGGGUGGAGGACAUCAUCACCGAGCACUCGGUCACCGACGGGCUGCUGGGACCCGGCAGCAAGGCGAGCAUGGACGCGGCGGCUCCAGGCUGCUGCAUGUGUUACCCCAACUAGGGCGGAUGGACAGCCGGGCACCCCCGGGCCCACACCACACACGGACCGUGCCUCAGACUGCGUGUGCCAGGGCGGCCACUGCAUCCCCGGGGGACAGAGCCCGAGACCCUCCCCGGGGGGAGCACAGGUGGCCCUGGCAGCGAGAACUCCUCAUCCUCUGCAUUCAGGCCGUGACCACCCCCAGCCCAUGUGCAGAGGGGAAGGGGGUGCUCUGCGGGCCCAGGGCCCCCAGUGCCUUUGUCGGGUCCCGAGGCUGGGUCGAACUCAUUUUUUGCAGCCUCCCACGUGCCUUGAAUCCCCGCGCCCCCCACCCCGCCGCCGGCUGCUGCUUCGCUGACCGUAUUUUUGUAUGAGUUUUGUAGCCUGCCUUUUGUACAGGGUUCACAGGAGUUUGUGACUGAUCAGAGCCGGAAGGACAUGCCUCACUCUGUCUCUCCCGGCCGGUUUAUUCAGUAAUAAAGACAUGUUUGUUUGUC
Sorex fumeus (smoky shrew) is the source of this 1425-nucleotide messenger RNA. It is a transcript of the gene TSPAN15, whose product is annotated as tetraspanin 15. The record is from RefSeq and is a predicted model, not a curated record. Lineage: Eukaryota; Metazoa; Chordata; Mammalia; Eulipotyphla; Soricidae. Gene Ontology annotation, cellular component: membrane. The coding region runs from base 65 to 949 and encodes 294 amino acids. The transcript has 8 exons.